GGGGGGUUCGUCAUUGUUGAUUGCGUCUAUGAAAUAUUAGUUGUGCUGCGUUUUGUUUCAAACGAGGAUCGUCGCCGUCGUCGCAGGUCGACAAGAGUUUGCGCGCGAGCGUUAGAGAAAAAAAAACCGCAGGGUUUCGCGGGCUUCUCGCAGUUGUAUUGGUAGUUGCUGGUUGCACUUUAAACUUUGGCGCGGCGGUUGUUAGUUAUUCGCGAGACCACUACCAACUUGAAGUGUUCGCGUCGUCGUCGGGAAUUAUGAAUCAGGCGUCGUACUGGGAAGAACCUCAGCUACGGCAGUACUGCGGGCAGCCGGAGUAUAUUACUAUUGGAGGCGGCAGUGUUCUGGAAUCGCUGGUUCCGAGCUCACCUGUUCAGGGGGUCAAUCGCACCAAGUCCCCGGGAAGUCCCGGAUCGACCACAACGACCGGCUCGAAUGGGUCCUCACCCGGCGGAGGAAGCGGCGUCGACCGCGGGGCAAGUCUCAUCUGUCCCCUGCGGGGGUCGCUGGCCGCCGCCGGGAUGACCGACGAGCACGGGAAGGCGUACCCGUCCAUCAGUGCCGCCUACUGGCUGCCGGCGCCGUCCCCCACGCCGUACCAAGUGCCAGGUAAGUGACUUCCAAC
Molecule: messenger RNA, 625 nt
Organism: Culex quinquefasciatus (southern house mosquito)
Lineage: Eukaryota; Metazoa; Arthropoda; Insecta; Diptera; Culicidae
Exons: 3
Coding region: 258-617 (119 amino acids)
Source: RefSeq, a predicted model, not a curated record